UACGGUGCGGUUCACGCGUUGCAGCGCUACUGGUUUGCUCUUCAUUCUUCGUACUGUUACUGUUGCGCAACGAGAAGCGCGCAGCGUCUCAGUGUGUGCAGAAAGGCACAAGUGCAUUCGUAACACGAUGUAUCGCUGAAAAAAGUUCAAAUAUCUCGCGAGUUACAUUAUUUUCAUGAAAAUUAUAAGAAAACAAUUUUGUAAUCGUAAUACAAUAGUGGAAUAACUUUAAAACAACGAAACAACGACGGAUAACCGACGAUUUUUGAGAAACGUUACUUAGCUGACUCAAACAAAAUGGCGACCCUCCUUUUCUUGGCGGUACUGUUUACUUGACCGUGAACGUUAUGUUUCUCAUAAAGUGUGGCAUCAAAGGUGUUGUGUAUUUAAUUUUUUACUGUCGGUUAAUAUAAAUUUAGUAUCAGAAUUUUUAAUGAUCCGCGCAUUGUUUGUAAUCUCGAAAACAUUGCAAUCCUGUAUUCAUAAAAUAGGUAAUAACGCGACAAGCGUGCACGGCACGGCACGACACGACACGACACGACACUGUAUAACACGUAUUUUAUCUUUCAUCGUCGUAUUUUUCUCUCUAGUGUCUCGUAAUAUUUUGAAUGGAUCUCACGAAACUCGGUGUGUUCGAUAUGUAUCGAUACAAUUCCCGGCGUCUACUAUACAAGAACGAAGCAUGAUUUUUAUAUAGCGAGGAACGUGCUUAAUUAAACAGAACUUUUAUCUACUUGUUCCGAUACUCUCGAUGCCCAUUCGAACGUCGCUGUUCCCUUUUAAGGGUACUCAUAACCUUUCUUUCAUCGGUACACGUUCUUCUCGGAAGACGGGCACGUUACAGUCCUUACCUUUGACGCGACGACGGCCCGAUUGAAAACAAACACCACGACCUUUUCCCCUAGGUUAAAGAAAAAUGUCUAGCUCGUAUGUUAUCGAACCACGUGAGUGUGGAUCAGAAAAAAAGGACGAUACAUUGAUUAUCAUUGUCAAUGAUGAUGGUACAAUAUCUGUGGAUCAAGAAACUUUACAAAGUUUAAUCAUGAAUCAAUCCAAUGCAAAUGUUAGCGUUGUUAGGGUAGGGCAGGCUGAGUCAGACGCAGAAACUGGAGAUAUCACAUUGACUGUAGAUCCUCCGCCAUUUACACCUGCAAUCAAUUCUGGAACUACAACGACCGAUGCGAGCAGUUUGGUUGAUCCUUUCAUGGAAAUGGAUCCAGAACAAUUAGAAAGAUUAGAGACAGCCUUACAAAGCGAAGAAGCAAAACAGAUUCUUGGAGAGAAUGUUACCGCAAUGCUUGAUAUGUUAACAGUAGAAGAACAACAGAAUUCUAUAAGGUAUAGCAUUAAAUUGGAUCACUGUUAUACGAGUAGAUUAUCACCUUCUGAUCCAAAACCAAAGGAUCCGCUGCCUGUUAUCGAUUCACCUACCUCUGACGAUGGUUCGCAACAAUAUGUACGUCAACUUUCGCCCGUUCCUGGAACCUCUAAAACAUCCUCGCCAGUUGGCGAAGUUGAGAAUACAGUUGCGUUAAAACCGAAGACUACCGUAAAAACUGGUAAACCUGUGGGUCGUCCCCGGAAGAAUACCACGUCGGUUUCCUUACCUGCUUCAAAUAGUAUAAGAACCUCCGUUGGUAUAACGAGUACACCUAAAUCAGUCAGGCAUCCGAUGUCGAGAAAUUUAGCAAACGUAGUUCAUCCGAAUAGUGGAAAACAACAAGACAAGUCUAACGAUGAGAACGAAGAAGAAUCUUCAUCCUCUGAGUCAUCCGAAUCGGAACCACCGUCUGAUAACGACUCAGAUUUCGGUCCACGAGGGCCUAGAAGAGGGGGUAUACGUGCUAGAGGUGGUAGGAAAGGUCUUACUACUAGAGGAGGAAGCAUGGCAGCAACUCGUAGAAGAGGUCCAAACAAACACAUGGACAUGGAGCAAGUUCGUCGAUUAGAUAUGGAAAUGGCUGCUGCCGUUAAUGCUAUGAAGAGUCCUGAGAAAGAUGACAAGUCAGGAGGGUUUGGUCUUGUUAAAGGUAAAAGACAACUUAAAUCGGCUAUCGGACGCAAGAAAGAAGAUUUACAACGCGUCGACUCGUCUUCGGCUGCGAACGAGGAAAUCUCGGUGAACUUCGAUAAACCGUUACAAACUACGAAUCAAGUUAAAGCGAAUUUGAUAAACGCCAACAUGAUCAAAGGUGACAUGAUUCUAACGAAACCUGGCCAGGGAAGAAGCAAUCAGAAAGUAACUUUCGUGCAGAAACAAGUGCUCAUGAAGUCUAAUGAUCUGAAAAAUCUUGACGUAAAGAAGCAAAUGAUGCUUCCAAAGGGAAAAUUUUUGAGCCAAGCCGGAACGAAAUUCUAUGCGACCAAAGAUGGAAAGUUAGUUCAAAUUCCUGUAGCUACUAAAAGUAUAACGUCGAACGUACCAGUUGCACAAAUAAAAGGAACGAUACCACAAGUGUCUCCGGCACCACAGCCUAACGCCAUACAGAGCGAAACAUCACAAAUACAACCACAGCAGCAGCAGCAGCAGCAACAACAGCAACAGUUGGUAAAAGUGACUUCGCCCAGUGCCGUACCAAAACUAAAAUCUUACGAGGUAAAAAAAGAGAAAAGGAAAUCAGAAAGCUUGGAAGCUGUUAUCAAAACGGAAGUCGAGUCUGUAAAACCAGUGGAAAACAAAGUAUUCGAUGGCGCGAAAAAACAUCCGAAGAAAGAAAAUCGCAAAUCGCCAGGAUAUACGGCAGACGCUUUAGGCCCAGCGCUAUUCUCCACUCCGGAUAUUAUUCGACGCGUCGGUUCGAACGGCGGCGAUUCGAAAAUUCAGGAAAACGUUGUGACGUCUUUGAUUUCAACCACACCGCCCGCAGUUGUUGCUUCUUCCGGAAGUGGAGGUUCUAUCCCACAAUUUACGCAAUCGCCAUCAUCGACGUUGACUUCGCCGGUGUCGUCGAGCCAAUUAGGUACUACUUCGACGCCUUCCGAACGCGUUGGUACGCAUUCGGAAACUCCUGUAACGGUGGAAAAGCGAGAAAACGGUGAUUCCUUGGUGCAAUACAAUGAAAUCGAAUCUAAGCCGGCUAUAAAGCCUAACGUAACAGAAGAGUUACAACCAGCUUUGGAUUCGAGCAGUAUAGAAGGCGAGGAACAUUUAUUAGCUACCUUAGAAAUGGAGGCAAGUAAGCACGAAGAAGAAUUACUUGCAGAAGCGUUGUUAUUACAAGAGGAACUUGGAGUUGAUUUAGCUGAGAAUACUACGCUCGUUGAACAAGGGGGAGGCGUGGUAGCGAGCGAAGCAUUGGCUUCGAAUAAUAUCCUUAUCUCUCCUCUGAUUACAUCCGAGGAAAACGAGGUUAAAUCGUCAGACAGUAGUGCAAUUGUAACGAGCGUGCCGAAUGCAACAACGAUCGUCGCUGCAACGGGAACAGUUGCAACCGUAGCUAGGGAAACGAAACGGAAAACCACUUUGAAAGACGAGAAGGAGCCUAUUCAGAUCGUUCGCGGUGGACGCGUAAUUACUUUACCCCCUAUCGAGGCACCGGCAACUAGAAGUAAACGAUUGCAAACGAAACCUGAACCCGUUCAGAAAACCUACGAGGCUGUUAAACGAACGGACAAGUUUAGUUUGAUAACUGUACAAUCCAGGCCGCAAUCUGUAAAAAAUGAAAUUCAUUCGAACGUAGACCAAGGUGGAAGAAACGAGAAUGAAGUUAGAGCAGAGGAGGAGGAGGAGGAGGAGGAGGAACGAGCAGAAGAGGAGGAAGAAGAGGAGGCUCCAAACGAGGAGGAGGAGGAGGAUGUAGAGAACAUAGACGAGGAACAGAAACGAAAGCAAAUUGGCGAGGACGAUGAUGAAGAGGAGGAGGAAGAAGAAGAGGAAGACAAUUCAGAUUCGGAAGACGAUCCCGACAGGCUGUGGUGUAUAUGCAAGCGGCCUCAUAACAAUCGUUUCAUGAUUUGUUGCGACGUAUGCGAGGAUUGGUUCCACGGGAAAUGUGUGCACGUCAGCAAAGCCAUGGGACAACAAAUGGAGGAAAAGGGGAUUGAAUGGGUUUGCCCGAAUUGCGCGAAAAAGAAAAGCGAGGAGGUAAAGAACAAAACGAAUGUACCAAGUAUCCCUGGAAAGCAGCGGAUUCAAUCGGAUCCUGCGAUCGAUGAUUCGGUUCCUUCGAAAAGUCUCGCCUCUCUUGGUCAAACGUCGUCCGUUAGCGGAGAAACGUCUUUGAUUGCUUCCGGUGUCGAUUACAAUAGCGUUAAAUAUUCCAGCGGUAUGCAGUGCGUCGUUUGUAAGAAAGAAGCAAGAAAUUCUAGCAUUUAUUGUUCCGACGCGUGCAUACUCGCGCACGCCCAAGAAACAUUGACCAAAGAUAAGCCAGUAGCAGGACCAGCGGCGAGUCCGAAAGGUGUCAGAUCAUCGCCGUUCGAUUCAGCUUCGAAGUUGAAAGCCGACGCUAGAGUGAUUGUUUUUGAGAGGAAAACGGGGAGAGUGUUAGCCGGAGCCGAUGCUCCGACGAGAUCAAAUUUACGUACGUGGUUAAAAGAGAACCCUACGUUCGAGGUGGUCGGAGCAAAUAAUCUAAGUUCAUUGCAAAUAGGAAAAGCGAUUACGACUAUUCAACCGCAGGCACCUGGUAGACCGGGCAAACCAACCAUGAUAGCAGCUGGAAGGGGACAAAAUUUACCAAGGAUGACGUACACUAAAGUGCCUGGUUCGAAACAAAUGAUAUUAACAGCAGGGAACAAAAAAUUCACAGUCAUUUCUGGGGGCCAUCAACAGCAACAAGAACAACAGCAGCAGCAACAGCAGCUAACACAGCCAUCAAACACAAAGUCAGUACAAUUGAAGCAAACUUUACUGACUCAGCCAAACAAAGGUCCUCUGUUGUUUAAAACUACGACGCCGAAGAUGCUCACUCCCACGCACGCCAAACAGCCGAGUAUACCAUCUCCGAAGCAAACGCCAAUCGUUAAGAAACCUGAAGUGAAGCAGCCGAAUUUGCAAUUAAAACAACAGGUUAAACCAAGCCCGCCUAGAAAGCCUGAACCCGAACCGAUAAGAUUGAACAUACGAAAAACAUUGACGGAAUUAUUAUCUAGCCGUAUAAAGGAGACGGAUGAUCUGAAACUAACCGACGAGGAGAUCGCUGAGUUGGCUUACAACAUCGAGCUGGAGAUGUAUAAAUACUUCAAAGACACCGGAGCAAAAUAUAAGGCCAAGUACAGGAGUCUCGUGUUCAAUAUAAAGGACACGAAGAACUUGACGUUGUUCAGAAAAAUAGCUGAUAGAUCCUUAACUCCGGACGCGGUGGUAAGAUUAAGUCCCGACGAGAUGGCCAGCCAGGAAUUGGCCGAGUGGCGUGAAAAAGAAACGAAACAUCAGCUGGAGAUGAUCAAGAAGAACGAAUUAGAUUUAAUGGCUCAGGCUAAAUCCAUCGUGGUCAAAACGCACAAAGGUGAACAGAUAAUAGAAAACGACGGAGGUAUCGAUCGGGUUGAUCCAAAAACUCCUGUGCAAGAUAUAGUGACAGCGUUGAACAGCGCCGAUAGUAUAAGCUCGACGGUGGAUGACAUUGAAAAAGAGUUGGAUAAAUUGACCGAGGAGGAAAGAUCAAGGCUCAAGGAGGAUGGCAAGAAGAUGAAAGGUUUCGAUGAUAAAAGGAGGAAAGAUAAAGACAAGGAGAAGGAGAAGGAGAAAGAUAGAGGCAGGGAAAAGGAGAGGGAUAGAGAAAAAGAAAGGGGGAGAGAUAAAGAUGGUCGUUCGAAAAACAGACGCGGGAGGAGUACCAGCAGGAGUAGACGCAAACACAGCAGGGAGGAUAGAGAGCGGAGUAAAACCAGAGAAAAGAGUCGGGAAAGAAAGUCGAGAGACAAAGAUGGUAAACGCGAAAGGGAUCGCGACAAGGAACGGGAUCGAGACAGAGGUCGAGAACGCUCCAGAACAAGGGAUAGGGAAAAAUCUAAGACCCGCGAUAAAACCGGCAAGGAUAGAGGUAAACAGAAGGAUAAAGAAAGGGAGAAGGAAAGAGAACGCCAUAGAAACAGCGAUGGCAAUGCGAGGAACCGUGUUGGGUAUGAAUCAAAGGACCUUGAUAAAAGGGAGGAAGAAAGGAAGAGAGAUACGGAGAGGAAAGAUGAUUUAUCAGGUUCAACGACAUCUUUGGCGGAGAAACCUAUCGAGGAUCGCCUUUGGCGUCACAUAGAAGACGAGACAACGACCAAUACCAUCGAUGGAAACGAUUCCGACGUCUCUGACAGGGAACCGACUUCUACGGUCACCAUUAAAACCCCGGACAUCAACGAGGAGGUCGAGAGAGAAAGGGAACCAGAACCGAGUCCCGUCGAAAGAGAGACUCCUUCCAAAGGUGGUUGGCAAACCGUUUGGAGGGGUUUCGUGAACAUGGUGGAUGUCGCCAAGUUCUUCAUCACCGCUCAGGAAGUGAGCGGGCACGCUAAGGAUCUGAUGGACGAUCUCCCGGACACCGUGGACGUCGUCGGUAGAAUAAGCCACGAAACCGUUUGGGAUUACAUCUCGAAGAUGAAGAAGACCGGUUCCAAGGAGAUUUUGGUAAUCCGGCUUACAGCAGCCAACGACGAGGAGAAGAUACCGUACAUAACUCUGUACAGUUAUCUAAACAGCAGAAGUCGACUCGGGGUAGUUGGGAACGUAUCGAAGAAUAUCAAAGACUUUUAUAUAAUGCCAUUUUCCAGUCAGAGCACGAUACCGCCGGUUCUAUUGCCGUUGAACGGUCCCGGUUUCGAGGAACACAGGCCGCAUCUCCUUUUAGGUAUCAUUGUUCGUAACAAGAGGAAACGUCUGGCGGGUAUCGCGCCGUCGGCGGUGCCGAUGAAGUUGUCGAAGAAGGAUACCGAUCGGAGUUACACGCCACCGUUGAUCAGUGUCUCGAAGGAUAAGACCGGUAGCUGUAACGCGGCCUCCGCCGUCACGUGUCCGACCACGUCGACGAGCGUGGCUUCAACUUGCGCGGCGACGAUGAUAGCCGGGGCAGUUACUGCUACGACCACGGCGGCCGUUACAUAUCAGAAAACGUGCGGUGCGAGCGAGUCUGCGAAAGAGAAACAUCUUGUCACGCAAACUACUCUUGAUAAUUUGAACAAAGCGCAUAUAGGAAUGUCCAGAAGCACGUUACUAGACACCGCGGCCAUAUGUAAAAUCGUUCCCGAAUUGUCGUCGAAGAUCGACCUAACCUCUUCGCCUGGUAAAGCGCCCCUCGACGACGACGGUGACGAGCCGUACAGCCCUGGUCAAAUGGACGAACAAGAGAUAGAUCUUGAUCUACGAACAUCGGCGGCGGCGGCAACAAUAUCGAUGUCCGCCUCAAUGGGUAUCGAUACGACCACGGUAAUCGAUAACAGUAUUAUUUCGUCAAGUAAAAGUUCCAACGAUCUCCAGCGAAAGAUGGAGGAACUAAAUAGACAGAUCGAGGAACAGAAGCAACAAAUACAAAGCAUUAGCUCGUCGUUUCUCGGUGAAUCAACGUCUACUUUGCCGGGCUUAGGGCUGGACCCGCCGGUGACCAGCGACGAAGGCGAGGAAGCGUACAGCCCUUCCGACACAAGGUCGUUCACGCCGCCUCCGCCAUCGGGGAUUUCGAAAUUUACGCAACCGAUUCUCGAGAAAGUAUCGAACAUAACGAUACCACCGAAUCUGCAAGAAAUUCUGGCGAACGUGAAACGCCAGGAGAGUUCGAAAGUGGAUCCAUACCUACCGUCUAAGCCCAGUGCCACAUUUCUAACCACCGUCAAUUCGUCGGUUUAUCAGAACUCUGAGAAAUAUUCAUCACCGUCUCCCUCGAAGAUCUCCGUCAGUGGAUCAUCCAGCAAGUCGAGCAACGAGAAGUCACCGUUCGAUGUGACUAAUCAUCGGGAAUCUGUUUCAAAGGAGAAAGAGAGGGAAAAGGAGAAGGAAAGUAAGAGCACUCUAAGCUCGUUGAGCGACUUGGACUUAAUUAGAAAAGCGGAGGAAGAAUUGGCGGCCGUUGCUGCCGCCUCGGCGGCAUCGGCAGCGACCUCCGAUAGCAGCGGAUCGGACAGUAAUUCCCAGUCAUCUUUACCUACAACCACCGCGUCGCUUCCAACGAUCAUGGGUGGUUCCUCGCCAACUGUGAUGCCAGUGUCCACUGCGGGUAUCUCCAGUUUAAUUCCAGACACCUCUUCACCUCCUCCUCCUCUUCCAUCGUCGCUUCCUCCACCUCCGCCCAUUCUUCCUCUUCCCGUUCCUCUUCCCGUGCCUCAUCCUCUUUCCAUAUCUCCACGCGAGGGGAAUUCGUACAAGAGUCCCUUUUCAGAACCUUUCAAACGAAACAUAACACCGGAACAACCGAAACCUCCCGGCCUCGAGGACGAAGACUUCCCUCCAUUCCCAUCCACGCCCCCAAACGUGGAUAACAACGGGUCCAAGUCGAUGGGAUCGCGCUCGAAGUUCGUUCCAAAGAGUGGAAUCGUGAUGAGCGUUAAACGAAAACUUAGCGACGAGGCAAACAGCCCCGCGUCUUCUUCCAGUCCCACUAAAUCGUCGAGAGUUAAGUCCCGAUGGGGCCAGGGACCUUCGGAGUCGGGCGAUUAGCUGUUCUUCAUCGAUUAGACAAAGGUGUAUUCUUCUGCGAAACAUUGAAAUUGUUACACGUUCCACGUGUACCAGCCGGCGUUAUUCUUUGUAAGAUUAUUCGUCGACACCUGGACAAGCGCAUCGUACAAGCUUUCCAACCAUUUUGGGUCGCGAUGCGCACGCCAUCGGAGUAUACCGAAGAAAAAUAGGAGAAAAGACUUGUCGACGCGCGAGAUCACUUUGUAAAUACCAAAGCGAGGAGAAAGAACGCUCUUUGUUGUUCAUCGCGCCUAUCGCUACUUCUGUACAUAGUUUUAUCGAAAAUUCUGUAAUAUAUUGUUUAAAUUCCUUCGAAAGAUCAAGAAAUGAUGUGAUACGCGGUUAAUCCUCGUUACGUCUACUACCACCAAUGUAUAUAGGAUAAGUAGUUACAAGGGUCUACGAACGACCAGUCUCGAUCAGGAUCGUUUUUAUUUGUUCAAUGAGCACGUAUGUACAUUUGCUUGCGCGACACUGAUUUGUACACCGUGUAUCUUAAUUAUUCGUGAAUAUAAGACAAUUACAUUUGCAAUCGUUCAUUGGACAAACAAACGUUUGUACACCAACAGUGUAAUCGUUAGAUUCUUUGACGCGUAAACCCGUUAAAUCGUUUAAGGUACAAUUAUACGACCUGUUAGGACGAUGUAACGAUCCUUUAUAUUUUUUUUUUUUUUUUUUUAUUUAGAAUUCGAGAUCGGAAAAAACUAACCAAAAAUUGGAUCUCUCGCUUUUCAUUUCUUCAGCAAUUUAAGUUUAUACGAAUACAUACUGUCUUGUUGCGUCACACGUUCUUUGCACGUUGCUGCACAUUGGAUCUAAGAUCAUUAUUAUUAUAAUUA
Osmia lignaria (orchard mason bee) is the source of this 9441-nucleotide messenger RNA. RefSeq names its product protein partner of snf (gene pps). The record is from RefSeq and is a predicted model, not a curated record. NCBI's taxonomy places the organism in Eukaryota, Metazoa, Arthropoda, Insecta, Hymenoptera, Megachilidae. Gene Ontology annotation, molecular function: protein binding. Gene Ontology annotation, cellular component: nucleus. Gene Ontology annotation, biological process: DNA-templated transcription.